Messenger RNA from Dreissena polymorpha, 2277 nucleotides. RefSeq names its product probable replication factor C subunit 1. The transcript has 7 exons. Lineage: Eukaryota; Metazoa; Mollusca; Bivalvia; Myida; Dreissenidae. The record is from RefSeq and is a predicted model, not a curated record. Gene Ontology annotation, molecular function: protein binding. The coding region runs from base 1 to 2277 and encodes 758 amino acids.
AUGUCCAAGGGGGAGAAAAGACCAGGGGGAGAAAAGACCAUGGAACCUAAGAAAGACACACUGCCCUUUGGCUGGGUAGUGAAACAGUCCAAAUCCUACCCUGACCGAGUCUACUACUUCAAUAUCAACUCAGGAGCAAGUACUUGGGAAUUCCCUGAUCUCAUUCAGCCUUAUUUGGACAAUAAGGGAAAAUCUCAGCCACUGCCAGCCUUGUCUGCAACUGCCCUGAAUUCCCCAGACCCUUCUUCAUUGUCGGAAGCAUCUCAGAACCAGCCUCAACACUCAAGAAGCAACAUUGAAGCAGCUUCCCCUAUGGCAAAAGAGUUACAGCAAACUCCAACGUCUUCCAAAAAGUCUCGCAUUAGGUCAAACACUUUUGAGCCGGAUUCACGUUCCCUGGUUUCCAGGUUCAAGGAUUCUGUUCCGCAGAAUUCUGCAAGAAAGUUCAUUCCCUCUGAUAGAGAGACACCAUGCACUGUAACAUCACACACAUCUCCCAUGUCAGCUGUGUCAAAAUCUCCGACCCAGUCACCCAGCGUGAAAACUCUUCCCAUUAAUUAUAAUCAGACCAGAAGGUUUGGUUCAAUACAGGCAAAAAGAGAUUCGCUUAAAAUGUUGGCAUCCUCAAACAGUUUGAAAACUCAUAGCUCAGGUGGAAUUAUUUCAUUGAAAGCAGAUGGUGUUUGUAAGAAAAUUGUAAAAGUCAGUGAAGAGAGCUUCAGGGAAGAUUCCCUGGCACAGUUGAAUUCUAGUGGCUCCAAAAUUGAUGACAAAAGUAAACAAGACAUUUGUAUAGCAAAAGGAACAUGGAAAAGUGUUCCAAAAUCUAAGCUAGACAUUGUUGAUUUAACUAAAUCAGAGAAUACAAAGUGCACAAAUGAAAAAUUGGGACCUCAAACACAAAAGGAAGUGAAAUCCUUACAAAAGUCUUCACCAAAAUGUGGGAGUGGCAAAGCCCAGGAUGGAAAGAAAAGGAAACAACUGCACCCUUAUUCUUCUUCUUCCAUUACAGCUGAUAAAAAGAGUCUUGAUAAACAAAAUUCAGUUGCUGCUGAUAGAGACAUUAAAAAACCUAUUUCACCAGUUAAGAUGCCAGAAUCUUAUCAGCAUUAUCAGAACAAAAUUGUAACAAAGUCUCCUUUAAAAGUAUCAGAAUCAAAAGCAAGCAGUUCUUAUUUGGGCAGUACAAAGAUCACAGGUAAAAGGUCGUUGGAGACCGUUGAGGAAUCUUUGCCAUCACUGGCAAAAUCAGGAUUGGUUUUGCCUGCUUCUAAACGAUUAAAAACAUGCCCAUCCCGUCUUCAAGAUUCGGAACAGACUCAGGAAAAUAGAAUCGGUGACAGUCGGAAGGUUAUUCGGCCCCAAUACAAAACCCCAACUGAGGCUAAAAAGGUCUCUGUUAAGUACAAUCAGUUAGUUACUUUACCUACGGAAACUGGACAUACUAAAACCUGUGUUGAUCUUGAAGUCAAUACAAGUGUGAAAUCAGAAAGUCGAGAAUCAGAGGACAAAAUAAAGUUAACAGGAACUGGCUUCGGUUUUGACUUUGAUAAGGGGACCUCUGAUUUUGUAAAUGAUGAUAGGAAUAACAACACUGAGUAUAGGUUGUUUAUUGGCAACAAAGAGAAGUUACUUGGCAUUCAGUCGUGGAUCAACAACAUUGAGGAAAACACUGACUGGUCAGACAGCUCCUCCCGGGAAGACCUUCCUCGGGAUACAUGCUCAGCCAGCUGUAACCAGUCCACAGAAAGUGGUUAUAUCUCCAUUGCACAAACACCUACACCCAGCCAGAGACGAGGAUGGCCUGGGCAGGCAAAAGCGAUAGACUGGAAGUCUCGAGAGAUCGUUGCCAUGGAUAUUGAUGCCUGCCUGUUUCCCAGCAAUACUCAACGAAAUACAGAGCACGGGAACCAAAUAAAUACAAAAAACGGAACCCAGAUAAAUACAGAGGACGGGAACCAUAUGGAGGCCAUGGAGAUUGACUAUGUUUUGACGGAGCUAAGAACACUCAUGAAGUCACAGACGCUGCAACAUGUUGAGAGUUUUGGUCCAGAAAACUUCCGAGAUCAAACAUCCCAAGGGGACACAGAACAAACAAAGCUGGUCGUGGUUCUGGAUACAAAUGUGUUGAUCAGCAAUCUCAGCAUGGUGGAUGAUAUGAAAGAUAUGGAAAUUCCAGUGUUUGGGAAGCCAUGUCUGUAUGUACCCUGGAUAGUGUUAGUUGAACUGGAUCGACUGAAAGGCACCAUGAGUAACAUACAGCCAACAAAGGUAUAA